AUGGACCUUCCUUCAAACCUCAAGUCAGACGAGGCGAGCCCGGAAUGGAUGAACAAGGGCGACAACGCGUGGCAAGUAACUGCUGCCACGCUUGUCGGCCUUCAAUGCGUUCCGGGACUCGUGAUUUUCUACGGAGGCAUGGUGAAAAAAAAAUGGGCCAUAAACUCAGCCUUCAUGGCCCUCUACGCAUUUGCAGCAGUUUUAAUCUGUUGGGUAGGUUGGGGUUUCCGUAUGGCUUUCGGUGACAAAUUUCAAGUCUUCAUAGGCAAACCAGACGUUUCUUUAGACCAAAAGUUUCUCUUAGGACAAGCAUUUCUGGGCUAUUUUCCGACGGCGACAAUGGUGUUUUUUCAGUUUGUUUUCGCUGCAAUUACGCCGAUUUUGAUCGGAGGGGCACUUCUGGGGAGGAUGAAUUUUAUUGCGUGGAUGUUGUUUGUGCCUCUGUGGCAUACGUUUUCUUAUACGAUCGGAGCUUAUAGUAUAUGGUGCCCGGAAGGGUGGCUGGCGAAGCUUGGAGUUAUUGAUUUUGCAGGAGGGUAUGUUAUUCAUCUCUCUUCUGGUGUUGCUGGAUUCACUGCAGCUUAUUGG
Molecule: messenger RNA, 588 nt
Organism: Ilex paraguariensis (yerba mate)
Lineage: Eukaryota; Viridiplantae; Streptophyta; Magnoliopsida; Aquifoliales; Aquifoliaceae
Source: the annotation of a GenBank genome assembly